Molecule: messenger RNA, 2127 nt
Organism: Malaya genurostris
Lineage: Eukaryota; Metazoa; Arthropoda; Insecta; Diptera; Culicidae
Gene: vnd
Product: homeobox protein vnd
Exons: 3
Coding region: 212-1537 (441 amino acids)
Biological process (GO): cell differentiation; regulation of transcription by RNA polymerase II
Cellular component (GO): nucleus
Molecular function (GO): DNA-binding transcription factor activity, RNA polymerase II-specific; RNA polymerase II cis-regulatory region sequence-specific DNA binding
Source: RefSeq, a predicted model, not a curated record
UUAGUGCUGGAUUUUCUUGUGUUUUUCGUGUGAUCGGAUUUUUUUCAAAGUGGCCGCGGAAAAGAAAGAUGCUGGUGGCGAAUCUCGCGCCAGUCCACACCAAAAAACUCGCAGAACUUCGAUUUCACCACCACCGCGACAAUUGACACCUUCGUCGGACCGGGUGCCACCAACUAGCGGUUCUGGUGCUCAACAAAAUCACGGAGAAACGAUGACACCGACGGCAGCAACUGCGGCCAAUACACCAACGAUGCUGAACUGGGCACCCAUUCUGUUUCCUUCUGCCUGGACUCCGGCCCUGCUACCGGCGUUUUAUCCGGCGGCUCUGCGAUCUCUGCCCGGAUUCCUGGACAACAUGAAGCUACCGCGCUCGCACCGAACCACUGCCCACAGCGGGUCCGGUUUUCACAUCAGUGACAUUCUUGGUCACAAAGACAAGAAACAGUCUCGGUUGGCUACGGAUGAUGAGAACACCAGCGACGAAGGAAUUAUUCCAACCACGGUACACCAUCAUAAUCGCAGUGUCGUAACCGAUAACGACAGUAACCAUGGUAACAUCACUCCAGCAAACAGUGAUGACGAUAGUCACAGUAGUCACAGCCAUCUGAUGGCCGAUAAUCGUCAUCUGACGACCCGAACAAGUGAUCCCAAAGUUGAACUACUAUCCUCACCCGAACUGCCGGACGGUAAAAUACGGAUACGGUCCAGUCUGGCGGAAGAUUUGCACGCUCGAUUCACAUCACUUCCUGCAUACGCUCAUCAUCCACAUCACCCGCUAUUUCCGGCCACUGCAAGCCCCUGGUUGUACGAGACGUGCAGCAACCUUAACGCAUCUCACCAACAACAACAGCAGCGGCUUGCUCAGCAGGUCAGUCCAGACAGUACGUCACCGGUACAUUCGGAACAAUCCUACCAUGGCAUAACAGGUUCCGGUGGAAGUGGGGGCCUUAAUGGCCAAUGUCCACGAACGCCUAGUCCGGCAGAAAGUGAGCAGCAUCAUAUGAAUGCUGAUGGUAAUACGGAACAUUCGGACGAUGUAGAUAUCGAGGAAGGUUGUGACGAAGAGAUCGAUAUGAUCGAAGAUAAUGACGACAAUCCCACGGAUAGGUCAACAAAUGGGAUCGGACAUAAAAAGCGAAAGCGGCGGGUUCUGUUUUCCAAAGCUCAAACCUACGAGCUAGAGCGUCGAUUUCGUCAGCAGAGAUAUCUUUCUGCUCCGGAACGGGAACACCUCGCUUCAUUGAUUCGUUUAACACCGACACAGGUAAAAAUCUGGUUCCAAAACCAUCGCUACAAAACGAAACGGGCAGCGCACGAAAAAGGAUCGAUGGAUCCAAGCGCACAUCAAUCGGGAGGUCUUCCGUCACCCCGUCGUGUGGCCGUUCCGGUGCUGGUCCGCGACGGAAAACCGUGUCUUGGUGGAAGUAAACAACACGAUAUGAUGGCGGCCGUACAAGCAGCCCAUCUGCAACUUCCACCGGGUUUUCAACAUGCCAGCUUGCUUCAUCAUGCUGCAGCGGCAAGAUGGUGGCCAUAAGUGUUAACGCGUCCAGGUUGCAGCUGUAAAUAGUCAAAUCUCUAUACUGUUCACCGACGCUUCACAACUCAUAUUGUGCGUGCAUAGUCCAAAUCGCCGUUGUCGUCAUCGUUGUCGCUGUAGUCAGUCAACGGUAAUGUUUAGUGUUGUAGAUGUAAAUCAAAAUCUCAAAUUUUAGCGAAUAUAUGCGGAAGUCAGUUUUUAGGUCAAGUAAUAAGAGUCUAUUUAAUUAUAUUUAGUUAAUUUAUAAGUUGUUCAUCCGCCACCGAAUAUGAUGAGUUUCUCAACGAAACAUUUUAACUAAAUCUAUCACAUUUGUAAAUAUUUGCAAUACAAAGUUCACCUAAUCUCGUCGAAGUUGAAUGUAACAACUACAACUUUUUGCAAUUUGGAAAACGCAUUUCUGAAAAAAACAGCCAAAGUUACUUCUGUUCAACUUCACUAUUGCCCGUAUAAACAAGAAUACUACACAACAAAAAAAGCCCCGCCAUCAUUAACAGUAAUUUGGCUGAACCCUUCGAAUAAAAUAUGUAUUACCAUAAAGAAGCUGGAUCAUUCUAUUCCUAUCCAUACAAGUAUGUGAUACAAUA